GGUAAUUUAUGUGAGUACAGAAGUAUCCACACCACAAAUCUAAACGCCGAGAGUUUGUCACACUGUGAAGUAAUUAAGAAAGAAGACUUCUUGUUAAAAGUUGGAUGUUGACGUUUCUGUAGUUUUAAAAUGAAGUCGUAGAUUAAAAAUAUUAUCUUAUGUAUUUAAUAAGGUCGAAUUCAGUAGAACGACUGUAUUAUUGAAUUUGCAACAAUUCGGAUACACCAUGGCUCAAAUAUGCGAACCUUUAACUCUCUCAAGAGAUAUAAAGAGGUCGAUUGAGCUUCUUGAAAAACUUCAGAAAAGUGGAGAAGUACCUGCAACAAAACUUGCGGCUCUCCAAAAGGUACUACAAAGCGAUUUUCUCAAUGCAGUUCGUGAAGUAUAUGAACACGUAUAUGAAACUGUAGAUAUACAAGGUUCUCAAGAUGUAAGAGCUUCAGCUACAGCAAAAGCCACUGUAGCAGCAUUUGCAGCAAGUGAAGGACAUGCACAUCCUAGAGUAGUUGAAUUACCUAAAACUGAUGAAGGGCUUGGUUUUAAUGUGAUGGGUGGUAAAGAGCAGAAUUCGCCAAUAUAUAUAUCUAGAAUUAUACCUGGAGGUGUAGCUGAUAGGCAUGGAGGAUUGAAGAGAGGUGAUCAGCUUUUAAGUGUAAAUGGAGUGUCUGUUGAUGGAGAAAACCAUGAAAAAGCAGUGGAACUUUUGAAACAAGCUCAUGGGUCUGUAAAAUUAGUAGUUCGUUACACCCCUAAAGUGUUGGAAGAAAUGGAACUUCGAUUUGACAAACAAAGAGCUAGAAGAAGACAGCAGUAUAAUUAACUUUCAAACUAACUGUAUGGAAUUUAUUACAUUCUCAUUUGAGAUUAUUUGAAGAAAUUCUAAUAAAAUAUUGAUGGUUACCUUGAUAAGAGAUGACUGCAUCAAAUAAAGUGGGAUAAUUUAGAUUCCCAAACAAAUAGUAUUAAUUGAGAAUUAAUCCUUUACAAAAUAUGUAUUACAUACUGUUAAUUAGCUACCGAUAAUAGUGAAGCAUAUAUUUUUAGCUUUCAAUGCCAGACAUUAAUAAUUGACAAGUUAAAAGCACCAUUGAUGCUUCCAUUUUUAGUGACAUGAUGAAUGCUUUUAAUGUAUAGAUUAGUUAUUAAUAAACAUAUAAUUGUGUGUGUAUUUUUAAAAAAUAACAAUUUUGUAGCGAAGAAAAAUAUUUAUCUUACAAACUUUUUUAUUAGAAUAUUUAAUUUGUUCAGCUUCUGAAAACAAAACUUUAGCUACAUUUUGCUUCAACAAUUUUUCAAAUCUUGUGUGCAAUAUUAUGUAGAGUGUAUGUCAUAUAUAAAGAUUGAACAAUAAAUGUUAAUGAGAAA
Diorhabda sublineata is the source of this 1365-nucleotide messenger RNA. RefSeq names its product protein lin-7 homolog C (gene veli). Gene Ontology annotation, biological process: protein localization to basolateral plasma membrane; neurotransmitter secretion; maintenance of epithelial cell apical/basal polarity. The coding region runs from base 227 to 820 and encodes 197 amino acids. Gene Ontology annotation, molecular function: protein binding. The transcript has 3 exons. The record is from RefSeq and is a predicted model, not a curated record. Gene Ontology annotation, cellular component: basolateral plasma membrane; synapse; cell-cell junction. Lineage: Eukaryota; Metazoa; Arthropoda; Insecta; Coleoptera; Chrysomelidae.